Belonocnema kinseyi is the source of this 4343-nucleotide messenger RNA. Its product is annotated as protein bunched, class 2/F/G isoform-like. The record is from RefSeq and is a predicted model, not a curated record. Gene Ontology annotation, biological process: regulation of transcription by RNA polymerase II. The coding region runs from base 683 to 3616 and encodes 977 amino acids. The transcript has 5 exons. Lineage: Eukaryota; Metazoa; Arthropoda; Insecta; Hymenoptera; Cynipidae.
UUUCGCAACGUUGCGUGCGACGUUGAAGAAAAGGGAAGAUUUUGGUUUGUCCCUGUGAUUUGUCCCGUAGUUCCAUUGCAGAGCAUUUUUUCCCCACGAAAGAAUGUCUAUCAUGUUAACCAUGUUAACCGUCAUGAUAAUUCACAUGAAUCGUGGUCGUUUCGCGAGUGAAUGAAUGGGUAGCCAUUUUUAAACUUCGCACUCUGCUGUACUUUUGAAGUCACAGAGAGAAGAUGGCCCGACGGAUUCUCGUCGAAUUUAGUUCUCUAAGCGCAUGAUAUCGAACGGACCGUGCUCGUCGUGAAAAGAAAGCAAAAAGUUGUAGUUUCUCGUCCCAAGAGAGAAUUCUAUCUGACUUUCUAGCGAACGGUGCUGCAGCGCAAUCACUCCGGCACCGUGAGAUUUAUGAAACGGUGAACUGUCAACACCUCUAAAAUAUCGCAGAAUGUGAUAUUAGCCCGAGCAUCCACUCAUUCCUGUUGAGACUCGCGAGUUCUGGAAUGUCACCCGACUGCUGCCGGUGAAAAACGUUUGUGUAAUUUUGCAUUGGAUACCGGAGAUUUCGACCGAGGUUUCGAGGGUCGGACGCACAUCGGCUUCAGCGAUGUCGGUUUUAAUAUGCGACAGGAUAGAAACGAGAGACAUCCUGGAGUGUCAGUGCUAAUGUCAAGUCCUCAUAAUAAUGGCAGAUAAUGUACUCAGAAAACCGCACAAGCUGCUGCCUGAUGUCAAUAGAAAAAUUGUGACUCCUGUCCAUCGAACGACGACUGAAACGAUACGAUUGAAUGAUCCAGAGAAGUUGCUCCCACCAGCUGGACUUUCUAUACAAAGUAAUUCAACUCCGAACAAUAAUCAGUGCCGCAAAAAGACUUCUUCUUUUCAAAUAACGAGCGUCACAGUCGGUUGCCGCAUGAGCAACGAUGCUGGUGAGGAUUCGAACGACGACUUGGAUGAGUCUCACACCGAGGACAAUUCCGUGGAAUACUCGCGGAUCACCGACCUUGAAACGCCGAGCUACUCUGAAGACACGUUUUCGAAGGAAGACGUCUUUUUCAAUACAAGUAACGUUGCACUUGGCACGGCGCCGGUGAUCCCAACCAGCUCCCAGUACGGCCUAGCAAUAGUGCCGUCUGAAGGGAGCAGCGUUAUCAGUUCAUCAAACGAGAACAACAUCAACAAUCUGGACAUUGCUUCUGUCACCGACAACAACAUCAUCAACCUGAUUUCCGCGAGUGCAAAGCAGGACCCCGAACUGCGUGAGGUGCAUUCCCACGGCAGGAACGAGCGGUUCAAGGUUGUGAAAAUCGAGAGCACUGAGCCUUUCAAACGGGGAAGAUGGACAUGUAUGGACUAUCUGGACCAUACUUCGGUCAAUCAAUCAAAUGCGAAGGUUACCGACCCGAACGAGGUGUGCAUAUCGUAUGGCGUUACGGACAGUGGAAUUGUCGUGCCCGAUGCGUUGAAGCAAAACUCGAUCGGCGACGAAAAGGGCAGGAGCUUAGAUUUGAACGGUCAUGUGACUCAUCAAGAGCUUCAUGGUAUGAUGGGAAUGAACACCGGUGUUGGGACGAUACCUGGUACGAGCUAUGUCAUGGGCAACUCAACACUCCAGAAUAUGCAACACAACCCGGUGCAAGUUCAGAAUCAGGCGCAGGUGCCACAAUAUUUCCAAUCUUCAAACUUAGCGUCUCAGCAGCAACAACAACCUGGAGGACAAGGAUCGACGCUGCCUGCAAAUUUGCAGUCAAAUCUUCCGAAUAACCUUGGCCAUCCGCAGAACAUGCCUCAAAGCAUGCCACAAGGCUCCAUCUCCAUUCUCACCCAAAACAGUAAUGGUGUUCCUACCCAGGCGAAUAUGGGCCACUCAAUGGAGGAUUCCUACGUGACGGUUGGCUCUCAGGGGCAGAGCUUACCGACGCAAAAUGUCUGUCAACCCACUUUGGUGCAGCAGACUUCAUUGUCGAACUCUCAGUCACCCAACAUACUCAUGUCCCAUCAUCCACAACAGACCCAUCAUCCACAACAGCCUCAGCAUCCUCAGCAACCACAGCAAAUGCAACAUCCACAGCAAAUUCAACAUCCUCAACAAAAUCAACAUCCCCAGCAGAGUCAGCAUCCUCAACAGAUGCAACAUCCUCAGCAAAUGCAACACCCGCAACAAAUUCAACAUCCUCAGCAAAGUCAACAUCCUCAGCAAAGUCAGCAUCCCCAGCAAAAUCAACAUCCUCAACAAAUUCAACAUCCUCAACAAGUUCAGCAUCCACAGCAAGUCCAUCAUCCCCAACAAGCUCAACAUCCACAGCAGGCGCAACAUUCUCAGCAGGCGCAACAUCCACAACAGACGCAACAUCCUCAACAGACGCAACAUCCACAGCAGACGCAGCAUCCCCAACAGACGCAACAUCCACAGCAGGGGCAGCAUCCCCAACAGACGCAACAUCAGCAGCAGACGCAACAUCCGCAGCAGGCACAACACCCUCAACAGACGCAACAUUCUCAACAAACACAGCAUCCUCAACAAACACAACAUCCUCAACAGACUCAACAUCCUCAACAGGCGCAACAUCCUCAACAGACGCAACAUCCCCAACAAACACAGCAUGCCCAGCAUCCUCAGCAACAUCCGCAACAGCAUAUGCAGCAAACGCAACAUCCCCAGCAAAUCCAACACCCACAGCAAAUUCAACAUCCUCAACAAAAUCAACAUCCCCAGCAGAGUCAACACCCUCAGCAAAGUCAACAUCCUCAACAAAAUCAACAUCCCCAGCAGAGUCAACAUACCCAGCAAAGUCAACAUACUCAGCAGAGUCAACAUACCCAGCAGAGUCAACAUACCCAGCAGAGUCAACAUACCCAGCAGAGUCAACAUCCUCAGCAGAGCCAACAUCCCCAGCAAAAUCAACAUCCCCAGCAAACCCAACACACGCAACAGCAGCAGCAGCAAAUUCCCCAAAUGACGCAAAUCUCCGAGCCAAUGACAAACACCAUGCAGAAUAUGCAAGGCAUUCAAAAUAUUCACCAAGUUUCUCAAUCGGGCGCACAACCACAGUCAACAAUUCACGUUCCCGGAGCGCCAAUACAGAACCAGGUUAUCAAUCCUCAAAUGCAACCUCAAGGCAGCAGCAAUGCUCAAGUGCAAAUGACGCAGGUACAAGCCAAUUGCCAAAAUGUGCCGGUCGGUUCAAUCGGUGGUAUUCAGCAAGGAAACAUGACGUUCCACCAAACUGACCCGGAGCAGGACUCCAUGUCUGGUAUUCAAGUUGUACCUGGUGCACAACCGACUGACGCAGCCCUUCUGGAGUCUCUCGCCGAAGUCACUCAAAAUGCCGAUGAACAGCCACCUGUCGAAGAUACUGAAAGUAUGUCGGGAACAAGUGCUGUAGCAAUUGACAACAAAAUCGAGCAGGCUAUGGAUUUAGUAAAGAGUCAUUUAAUGUUUGCUGUGCGAGAGGAAGUGGAGGUGCUAAAGGAAAAGAUAGCAGAGCUGAUGGAUCGCAUUAAUCAGUUGGAGGCUGAAAAUUCAAUUUUGAAAGCUCACGCAACGCCAGAAACAUUAGCUCAGCUCAGUCAAGUGACCACGAAAUUAUCCAUAAACAGUACUGGCAGUGGUCAAUAGUUAACCCAUUGUACAUAAGUUUCUAUCGAUACUUUGUCAAGUACAUAAGGAUAAUAUAAUUAUUGUAUAUAUAACUCUACGAUUUUUAGAAAUUUAUAAAUAAUGAGAUUUAUUAUAUAUAUUAUAUAUAUUAGCAUUAGUAUUUUUUUUAAGUAAAUUAAAGAUAAUAGAUUAUUUUUUACUAUUUCAGUUUUACGUUUAGGAAAUACAUAUUUAAACUACUGUAAAUUCAAAAUUACCCCUUUGGAAAAGGCGCUAUAUUUUAAGCGGCUUGUGAGUGAAACAGCGUUGAAAUUUUGUUUUUAUUUAAAGUUCAAGUCUUUCUUGUUUCUCUGUUUCUUGAGUACGUUGCAAGAACAAAAAAUGGACUAACGCUACACAGCAGGCAGCUAGCCAGGCUUUCUUGUAUUUUAUCGGAAAAAUAUUUUGUGUCGUCGUCGUGUAUUCGAUUUUCUAUGCCAAAGUGACAACACAAACUUACAAAGAAUCGAUUUUUCUCUUUGUAAUCGAAAUUAAAAGAGGCCUGGGAAUGCCUUUUUAACAGUCGUGCAUUUACUUGAAAUCUAAUCGCUUUUCGUACUACUAUUUCUUUACGAUGAUGCGUAACAUAAGAGUCGACAAAUCAAUCCUUGUGCUUUCACUUCAAAGGUGCGCCUCGUUUUGCAAACCUAAUCUACGUCUUCUGUUACGUCUGAUACACGCCUAAUAAAACAAAUUUUUAAUCGUA